UGCAUGAAAUAAAGCUCCGCAUGUUUGCUUUUGUCUUGCAGAAUGAAGUACGCACAGUAUGUUUUCCUGGCAUCGAUCCUCUCCACUAUCGAAUAUAGCCUAGCUCAGACCUGCGCAGUGGAGUCUUUCUCUGUGAAGGACAAUUUUGAUCCAAAAAGGUAUGCAGGGAAAUGGUAUGCCCUGGCCAAGAAGGAUCCAGAAGGCCUUUUCCUUCAGGACAACAUCUCUGCUGAAUACACCGUUGAGGAAGAUGGCACAAUGACAGCAUCUUCCAAGGGCCGAGUGAAGCUUUUUGGGUUCUGGGUGAUCUGUGCUGACAUGGCCGCUCAGUACACCGUGCCGGACCCAACCACUCCAGCAAAAAUGUACAUGACAUACCAGGGCCUGGCAAGCUACCUGUCCAGUGGUGGGGACAACUACUGGGUGAUUGACACCGACUAUGACAACUACGCCAUCACCUACGCCUGCCGCAGCCUAAAGGAGGAUGGCUCCUGUGACGAUGGCUACUCCCUGAUCUUCUCUCGCAACCCCCGUGGCCUGCCCCCCGCCAUCCAGCGCAUUGUGCGCCAGAAGCAGGAGGAAAUCUGCAUGUCUGGCCAGUUCCAGCCUGUGCUUCAGUCAGGUACCUCGAGCUGCUCCGCACACUCGCUGAAAAGGCUGCAUGGGGCCUGCUAA
This is a messenger RNA of Cygnus olor (mute swan), 675 nucleotides long. RefSeq names its product purpurin. The coding region runs from base 43 to 675 and encodes 210 amino acids. The record is from RefSeq and is a predicted model, not a curated record. The transcript has 5 exons. Gene Ontology annotation, molecular function: retinol transmembrane transporter activity; retinoid binding. Lineage: Eukaryota; Metazoa; Chordata; Aves; Anseriformes; Anatidae.